Molecule: messenger RNA, 2372 nt
Organism: Anoplophora glabripennis (Asian longhorned beetle)
Lineage: Eukaryota; Metazoa; Arthropoda; Insecta; Coleoptera; Cerambycidae
Exons: 5
Coding region: 230-1825 (531 amino acids)
Source: RefSeq, a predicted model, not a curated record
AUUCUGUGCCUAUAUAGGUAGAUAAUAUACUGAAGCUGAAAUCUGAGUGAACCAGUUACUUCUUAAAGAGAAAGAAAUUAAUUUGAUAUUUGUAAACACAUGCAAUAAUAUUGUUUUUGAUACAUUGUGUAAUUGAUAAUUGAAUAUAUGCAUAGUGCAAUUUGCAGGAUAAUUUAACGAACAUUAAACUGGAUUAGGAUACGAUACACAAUAGUUGCUUCAUAUAAUAAUGUCGGAAAAUUCAACAGCACCGUAUGUAUUGCAAUUAAAAGAUGCAGUGAGUGCAAUUCGUUUGUCAGAGAAUGAUAUCAGUAAUAUUGCUUUAUCAGUUUCUCAGCCAGCUGACAUUAACAUUCUACCAAGUUCCAGUCAGAAAUUAGAGCAAGUAUGCCUUGAGAAAAGUUCAAAGAUAUCAGCAAUAGGAAGGGUUGUUGAUGUGGACAUGGAGGUUGAAACUCAGAAUGUAAAUGAGCAAGUUAAUUUUGUAUACGAAAUUGUAUAUCCAGAACAUUUUAACUUAAAGCCAAUUUAUAACUUGAAAAGAGGUAGACCAAAGAAAAAAAAGGUCGAGGAACUACCCGUAGAAAUAUCUAAAAAUGUGAAACCUGUUCCUAGAACUAGAUCUGGACGUGUGGUAAAAUUUCCAAAAUAUAUUGAAAAGGACUUUAAAAAAAUGGAGACAGAAGAUGGCGCUUUAUACUCCGAAGAACAUGACGUGAAAACAACCGAAUUUGAACGUUUUGAAGAAGAUAAUAAACAGGUGAAAAAAACAAAUGAAAUUCAGUUAGAAUUUCAUCAGCGUAAAAGAAAAAUAUCAGCACAAUACCGAUGCCCAAAGUGUAAGAAGGCUUAUUUAGGUAAAAGCAAGAUGAUACAGCACAUAAAAAAGUAUCCUGAUCACGGUCCAAUACCCCACAAUGAGUUAAAUUUUGACGUUUGGAAUUAUUUAGUAGAUAUAACCCAAAAAUGUCCCUCUGCUCAGCGUGGUAUAAAAUUUUGCGAGGAGUUGACGAAUCUUCUACAUAAUGUAUUGCUUUUAACUAGUGCUUUAUUUAAAAAAGUAGAACAGAACAAGAACUACGUGGAUGUGGAUAAAGUUCUGGGUAAUGCAAUUGGUUUACCACCUGGCCCUUACAAGUUUAACGAUAGUGAACUAUAUAAAGAUGUGACUGUUUUGAAAUUGAUUACAAACAGUGAUUUUUUUAAACCGGUAAAUACAGAUGAAGGCGCUGGGAUAGAUAAAAAUGUGACGGUGGUCAAUAAAUCUCGGGAAAGUGAAGAGGUUGAAGCACAAAAGACAGAGUCAUCUUCCUAUAGAGACGUAAAAGUUAUUUGUGAUCAUACAAAAGGAGACGAGGAGAAGACAGAUUUGUAUUUCAGGACCCACGGAGACGAUUUCUCCAUGAUCAAAACGCAAAAUAAUAUUACAAGUGAAGAAGUGCAGUGUAUUCCAGUUAUUGAAAGCAGCGUUAUUAUCAAUAAUUUCGAAAAGGGCAAUGUGGAAACCGCAGCCCCAUCGAGUUUUAUUAAGAAAACACAAUCACUGGAUAAUCGGUUACCUGUUCAUACAGAUCUGCUUUCUGAUAAUUCACUUUUGAACUUACCUAACUUGCGUAACUCUGUAGACGAGUUGAUUUUGUCGGGUGUCGAUUCCAGUGCGAACUUAUUAGAUAAUUCGACUAGUUCGGACGAUGUGAUGAAUGUUGAUCAGUUUGUUAAUGAAAGGUUCAAAAAGAUCACGGAACCAGAAAUGGAACAUUCACUGGUGUAUCCUCCCGAUGGAUGGGCCAAAACUAAGUCCAUCAGAAGUUCAUUUUUGGUUUAAAAAAGAUUAGUGUUAUGUUACAUGUAUGCUUUUUGUGCAAUGGUAUGAAUAUUCUGAUUUAAAUUGAUUCGCCAUUGUGAGAUGUUUAUUGAACGAGUGUGGUGUGAUACCCAUAGUUGAAAAAUCAAUAAAAUAAUAACAAUAAUAAUUAUUAUUAUGAAAUUAAUUAUAUAAUAUGUCUUAAUGGCAAAGUUCAAGACACACACAUAAAGGUAAAAUACCUACAAGAUAAACGUGCAAUCACCACAUAAAUAAAAUAAAAGUAUUAAAUUAUGUCAUUAAAAUUAUGAUUAAAAAGUUCCCGUGUAGAGAUUGUAUGCUAAAAUAACUACUGCGGUAGUGUCAUCAGCUAAGAAAAUAACAUUAUUAUUUGCUUCAGAAGUAGGUAAAUCAUUUGCAUACAUAUAGGUAUAAAAAAAAAAUAGGAAAUCUUAAUUCAAAUCGAUAUCUGUUAUAGUUAACAUAUUGUUCGCAAUCCACAACGUAAUAUUUUAUUAAAUUAAUGCUGUUCUGGACAAAAUUAUUAUUAAGGCGUCACACAGUGGGA